AUGGCGCGCAAGAUGAAGGACACCGACUCCGAGGAGGAGAUCCGCGAGGCCUUCAAGGUCUUCGACCGCGAUAACAACGGCUUCAUCUCGGCUGCUGAGCUGCGCCACGUCAUGACGUCGAUCGGCGAGAAGCUGACGGACGAGGAGGUCGACGAGAUGAUCCGUGAGGCCGACCAGGACGGCGACGGCCGGAUUGACUACAACGAGUUCGUCCAGCUCAUGAUGCAGAAAUAA
Molecule: messenger RNA, 234 nt
Organism: Sporothrix brasiliensis 5110
Lineage: Eukaryota; Fungi; Ascomycota; Sordariomycetes; Ophiostomatales; Ophiostomataceae
Product: calmodulin
Exons: 2
Coding region: 1-234 (77 amino acids)
Biological process (GO): spindle pole body organization
Cellular component (GO): central plaque of spindle pole body
Molecular function (GO): calcium ion binding; enzyme regulator activity
Source: RefSeq, a predicted model, not a curated record